UAUUUCUGUAGCAGCUGGACGCGUCGGAUGAAGCUGUAAGUGUGUGUUUGUGUGUUUGUGGCACUGAAGUGUUUCGGCGGAUGUUGAGACUGACAUCAGCUGCAGGCACGAGGGCUGGUCAGGAUGCUGGAGUCGUAUGUUUCUCCUCUCUUGAUGAGUUAUGUGAACCGCUACAUAAAGAACCUGAAGCCGUCGGACCUGCAGCUGUCGUUAUGGGGCGGAGACGUGGUUCUGAGCAAACUGGACCUGAGGCUGGACGUGCUGGAGCAGGAGCUCAAGCUGCCCUUCAUGUUCCUGAGCGGCCACAUCCACGAGCUGCGCAUCCACGUGCCCUGGACCAAACUGAGCUCCGAGCCCGUGGUCAUCACCAUCAACACCAUGGAGUGCAUCCUCAAGCUUCGGGACGGAGCCGCGGAUGAUAAUGAGAGCUGUGGGUCCAGUUCCACCAAUCGCAGCGCGUCUGAGAGCUCGAGGGCGUCGGCUAAACCUCGACGUGUGCAGCAGAACCCCAGCGACCCGGACCUGCCCCCAGGGUACGUGCAGAGUCUGAUCCGCCGAGUGGUGAAUAACGUCAACAUCGUGGUGAAUAACCUGAUCCUGAAGUAUGUGGAGGAUGACAUCGUGCUGUCGGUGAACAUCACGUCAGCGGAGUGCUACACGGUGGACGAGCUGUGGGACCGAGCCUUCAUGGACAUCGUCUCUCCUGAACUGGUCCUGAGGAAGGUUAUCAAUUUUUCUGACUGCACCGUGUGUUUGGAUAAACGUAAUGCGAGUGGGAAGAUCGAGUUUUAUCAGGACCCUCUGCUCUACAAAUGUUCCUUCAGAACUCGUCUUCAUUUCACCUACGACAACAUCAAUGCCAAAAUCCCUGCCGUCAUUAAAGUUCACACGAUGGUGGAGAGUCUGAAACUCUCUCUGACGGACCAGCAGCUGCCCAUGUUCAUCCGGCUGAUGGAGUUGGGUGUUGCGCUGUAUUACGGAGAGAUGGGUGUCCAUCGAGAGGGCGAGAGAGAAGAGAGUGGCUCACUUCGAGAGAGCGUCUCCGGUCUGAUGGACGGCUCCGAAGCGUCUCUGACGGGUCAGUACUAUCAGGACGAGGAUGAAGAUCAGGGUUGGGUGUCGUGGGCCUGGUCCUUCGUCCCGGCCAUCGUGAGCGCAGAGGAUGAGGAGGGUGAGAGCGAGUCCGGCUUCUACGCGGAGUCCACGGAGGCGGGUUCUGCCCGGCCCCUGCACAGGUCCCCCAGAGACCCUGUAGUGUCCGUCGGCUUCUACUGCACUAAAGCCUCACUCACCUUUAAGCUCACGGAGAGUUGCUCUGAGAGCAGUUACUACAGCCCGCAGAAGCUGAAGUCCCGGGAGGUUCUGAGUGUGGAGCAAGAGGGAAUCACAGUGGAGGCUCUGAUGAUGGGCGAGCCGUUCUUCGACUGUCAGGUGGGAGUCGUGGGUUGUCGCGCCGUGUGUCUGAAGGGCAUUAUGGGUGUUCGUGAUUUUGAAGAGAACAUGAACAGAAAAGAGGAGGAUGCCGUGUUCUUCCGCUGCGGCGAUACGCUGAGCGCUAAAGGCAUGACGUACCUCACCAACUCACUGUUCGACUACCGCAGUCCUGAGAACAACGGAGUCCGUGCAGAGUUCAUACUGGAUGGAAACCUUCACAGGGAGACGUUCACGGAGCAGGCGGGGCUUCAGCGAUACGGGGCGUUCUACAUGGAUUACCUGUACACAAUGGAGAACAGCAGCAGAGAGUCAACAGCUACAGACCUCCAAACUUCUGUGGCCUUCAGAUUAGAAGAUCAAGAAGAGUGUGUAGAGCUUCAUGGAAUGGGUUUCCAUGACCAAGCAGCUGCAUCCAAGCCUUACAUCACCAAGUGCAAUGCAAAGCGCGGGAUGAAGUGGUGCAAAGCGUGGGGUGCAGUGGUGUAA
Molecule: messenger RNA, 1920 nt
Organism: Rhinichthys klamathensis goyatoka
Lineage: Eukaryota; Metazoa; Chordata; Actinopteri; Cypriniformes; Leuciscidae
Gene: vps13b
Product: intermembrane lipid transfer protein VPS13B
Exons: 13
Coding region: 124-1920 (598 amino acids)
Source: RefSeq, a predicted model, not a curated record